AAAUUUCUAAAAAAAUGUUUAUACAUUUAUUUGAUAAACAAUUCUUUAGAGGAUCUGCAGUGGAAUGAAAAUAUUAGAUAUUUGGUCUCGCGGUCAUCCCAAGGAGAAGUUAUUAGGAUUUGGUCAACAGAUAGCGAAAAAUGUAUUUACAAGACGCGUGUUUUCAAAUAUUCGAAUUUCGCAUGGCGUCCAAACAAGAAAGUGACAGACGAAUCGGAAGUGGAUAGAAGGAAAUUGUCCCAAAGUUUCAUUUUUGCCUGUGGAACAGCAGAUGGAGACGUCCUUAUUUGGAAUCCGUUGGAAAACGAAGAAAAACUACGAACUCUAACUCGCCAACAUUCCAAACCAUUAGUUUUGGUCGUCUUUUCACCAGACGGGCGAUUUCUUGCAUCGGCUGACACAAAUAAUAAAAUAGUCGUCUGGUCGACUGAAACUUGGGAUCCAGUUUUCAUCACAAGGAGUCCGAGCCUUUACUCACUGAAGUUCUCGUGGUUGUUUACUACCUCAUCCACGGAUGCUAGUGGAUAUAAAUUCGCCUUCUACACUUACGGCAUUUACGGCAGUACGGUUAAGGUAAUUGAAUACGCCAUUACGGAAACGAAUGAUGUCCAGCAACCAUCCGUAGGAUAACGUAUAAGAGGACAACAAACUGUAGGCCUACUGAUGAAAAGAAACUAUGAGACAAUAAGUAAUCGCAUCCAGCAGGUUUUUAAUACAUUUCUCCUUCUUCUUUUA
Molecule: messenger RNA, 735 nt
Organism: Daphnia magna
Lineage: Eukaryota; Metazoa; Arthropoda; Branchiopoda; Diplostraca; Daphniidae
Product: F-box-like/WD repeat-containing protein TBL1XR1
Exons: 5
Biological process (GO): regulation of transcription by RNA polymerase II
Cellular component (GO): histone deacetylase complex
Molecular function (GO): transcription corepressor activity; protein binding
Source: RefSeq, a predicted model, not a curated record